AUGUGCUGGGAAUUAAGUGGGAAGUACUCCAUGGUAAACCCGAAAGGGUCUAAUCAGUCUAAAAUAUGCUAUAGGCCUAUUCGACCUUCUGAUCUUGACGUUUUAGAGCGUAUCCAUGGUAGAUUGUUUCCCAUCAGGUAUGAAUCUACUUUUUUUCAAGAUGUGGUCAAUGGACGGGAUAUUGUAUCGUGGGGAGCAGUUGAUCGAAGUCGACCGAAUGGCCAAAGUGACGAACUCAUUGGAUUUGUAACGGCACGGAUUGUUCUUGCAAAAGAAAGUGAGAUAGUAGAUUUGCUUGGAUAUGACUCGGCCAAAUCUGAUCAGACCUUAGUGUAUGUUCUAACACUGGGAGUAGUGGAAGCAUAUAGGAGCCUUGGAAUAGCUUCUUCUCUGAUUCGGGAGGUCGUAAAAUAUGCUUCAAGCAUUCCCACAUGCCGAGCAGUUUACUUGCACGUAAUUUCUUUCAAUAUAUCAGCAAUCAAUUUAUACAAGAAAAUGUCUUUCAAGUGUGUUAGAAGGCUGCAGGGAUUUUAUUUCAUCAAUGGCCAACACUAUGAUUCAUUUUUAUUCGUGCACUACGUAAAUGGGGGACGGUCUCCUUGUUCGCCAUUAGAGCUUCUCUCUGCAAUAAUAAGCUGUAUGAAGAGUGGCUUUAAGGCAGUGGCUGCGAAGCUGUGCAAGAACGAAGUUAGGAAGAUCUCAAGGUGGGAAAAGUGUAAAGAAAGUCAUUCUCUUGUCUCACUUUCAACAAUACCCAACAAAAGAAACAUGGCUGUCGAGUGUACUGGUUGUGAGUUUGUGUAA
This is a messenger RNA of Lathyrus sativus (Indian pea), 804 nucleotides long. The record is from the annotation of a GenBank genome assembly. Lineage: Eukaryota; Viridiplantae; Streptophyta; Magnoliopsida; Fabales; Fabaceae.